Messenger RNA from Oppia nitens, 1644 nucleotides. Its product is annotated as kielin/chordin-like protein. The transcript has 4 exons. The record is from RefSeq and is a predicted model, not a curated record. The coding region runs from base 185 to 1573 and encodes 462 amino acids. Lineage: Eukaryota; Metazoa; Arthropoda; Arachnida; Sarcoptiformes; Oppiidae.
UUUAUUUAGUUAAUAAUUGAUUGAGAAUCCUAUGAUAUAAUACUAUAAAUUAUUUGUCACACAAACGGAAAUAAAGUUUUUUUAUGUUUGAGAAAUAAUACUUUUAUAAAUCCUGUUCAACAAAAUCUAAUUUAUUAUUUAUAUAAAAGUUUAUUAAGUAAAAUAUUAUUUACAUAUAAAUAUAAUGUUUUCAAAAUUUAUAUUAAAUCCCUAUUUAACAAUAUGUGUCAUCAUUACAACAUUGAUGACAUUAUCAUCACUGGGACAGGAGGUGGACAAUCAAAGAAUGUAUCGUUCCCGUGACUAUGAACCCGAACUGCCACAAACGCGAACAUCAAUUGAUCGUAAUGGCAAUAAAAACAAGACGGCACCGGGAGGUCAAAUAAUACCGACGGUAGUGUUUCCCGAUUCACCAUUGUCAUCAGACGGGCGAUCGUCAGCAUCGGAACCGUACGGAUGUUCCCGAUGUUUGGACAAAAAUUUGUUGCUUCACUAUCGGGAAAUGAAUUGCACGCCAAUUACGGGAGAGUUUGUCUGCCGUAAGCCGUGUCCGAAAUACUAUGUUUGUCCGAAAAAACGUGAUCCAAUCGAUCAGACAAUCAGGGGCUGUGAAUAUCGCGGUCGGGUUUAUGGUAUUGGAGAUCAACUAUCGCUGGACAACCCGUGCAAAAGGAACUGCUAUUGCGAUGCCAAUGUCGACACAUACACCAACAGAUCACAGCCGACCAUCAGAUGUGCUGAAGUUGAUUGUAUUAAUCGGCAAACAGCAGGCGGUAGUAAAACAAACUGUUUCAAUGUAUAUGAGCCAAACAAAUGUUGUCCGCGAUUACACUGUCCCAGUGUUUCAGAAUCGCAAACCAAGUGUCUGUAUCAUCAAAAAGAGUACCGAUUAGGUGAAACCAUAUACUUGAAAGAGGAUCCCUGUCUACAGUGCACCUGUACCAAAGACUGGAAUCCUCGUUCACCAAUUAAUAACAGCACCGGUAACUGUCAGCCAGUCAAAUGUUAUAUGGACUCUAAUGAGAAAUUCAGGGCCGGCUGUGUUCCCAUUUACUAUGAGAACAGGUGCUGUCCUAUCGACUAUCACUGCCCGCCACCCGAAGAGCACUAUUGCGUGUUUGGCAACAAAAAGUAUCAAAUCGGCGAAACACUGGACACUAUCGGUCGCAAUGAUCGGACUCAAUGCCAAUGUCUUGUACCGCCACAGUUGACAUGCAUUGAAAGGCCAUCAUUGAAAAGAAAUGGUACUCAAGGGUCGAUUAAUCUUCAACUAAGACGACAAACCAUCAAUGAAAAGACUAGUUUAUUGUCGUCGUCGUCUUCGGCGGCCAACAACAACAGUUUGUCCACUAAUAAACAGUCGUCGAUUGUCUUUGAAAACGAUCAGCCAAAGUGUCCACCAUUUUUACCGCAAGGACUGAUGUGCGCCGGUGUUAACUGUACGACAGUAUUGGAUACAAACGGAUGCCAGACAUGUUCCUGCCUUUACGACUGUCCUAUCCUAAAGUGUAAGCCCGGCUGUUAUCUAUCGGUGACCACUCCUGGCCAGUGUUCAAAGUGUUCGUGCAAUUAACUAAAAAGAAUAAUUAUUAUUAUUAUAUUAUUCACAUUAAUCUGUAAUAUGAUUGAAAUUUUGUCAUAUAA